Microsporum canis CBS 113480 is the source of this 1101-nucleotide messenger RNA. RefSeq names its product hydroxysteroid dehydrogenase. Bases 1 to 1101 code for a protein of 366 amino acids. The record is from RefSeq and is a predicted model, not a curated record. Gene Ontology annotation, molecular function: 3-beta-hydroxy-Delta5-steroid dehydrogenase (NAD+) activity. Lineage: Eukaryota; Fungi; Ascomycota; Eurotiomycetes; Onygenales; Arthrodermataceae. The transcript has a single exon. Gene Ontology annotation, biological process: steroid biosynthetic process.
AUGGAUCCGGUGCUGGUUAUCGGUGGCUGCGGUGGCCUCGGCCAUACAAUCAUCAAGCAGCUGCUUCAAAAGGGGGACGCCUCUGAUAUCACGGCACUCGAUAUUACUACCAAGCAUAAUAUCGUUCCGGGAGCAAAGUAUAUCGAAGGCAGCUUUAGCUCUCCAACCGACAUUCGAGGCGUGCUCGAGCAAGUGAAACCGCGGGUGAUAUUUCAUACUGCGUCGCCUCUGUUGAUGCAGCAGAAGAACACCCAGGAGCUCUACGAAAAGGUCAACAUCGAAGGCAACCGUGAUCUGAUCCGGGCAAUCCGAGAGCAAGAGGCCAAAUCGGUCAAGGCCUUGGUGUAUACGUCCAGCUCGUCCGUUAUCCACAAUGGCUUCUCCCACAUCAUCGAAGCAACCGAAGACCUACCCAAGGUAUACUACCCCGAACAGCCAGAGUUUUACUCCCACACCAAAGCAGUCGCCGAAGACAUCAUCUUGGAAGCAAACCGGAAGGACGGGCUGUUGACCGUCGUUAUUCGCGGCACUACCUUGUUCGGUGAAGGUGAAGACGGAGUGAUACCCCAUAUGAUCGAUUCCGCAAAAUCAGGACGUAGCAAGAUACAAGUUGGCAACGGUGAAAAUCUAUUCGACUUUACAUACCAUGGAAACGCAGCUUAUGCGCAAGUCCUCGCAGCAAAGGCGUUGCUAAAUGCAUCCGGCUCGCCUGACCUACCACCAGAGGACCGACGGGUCGACGGUGAAGCAUUUGUAGUCACUAACGAUGAACAUGUUCCAUUCUGGAGCUUUGUACAUGCUGUGGCUGCUGCUGCUGGGUACCCGGUCGCAAAGAAGGACAUCAGGGUAGUGCCGUGGUAUAUCUUUUAUAUCAUGGCCGUGGUUGCAGAGUGGGCGGUAUGGUUGACCAGCCUUGGAGCUCGGGAAUCGAAACUUAACCGUAAGAUGGUUCGAUACCUUACCAUGACGCGAACGUUCGAUAUCACCAAGCUCAAGACUCGUCUGGGAUACCGGCCUCAGAUUGGGAUACACGAUGCCAUCAAUCAUUCUGUGGAAGAGUAUUUCAAGAAAUUCCCUGAGCAAAAGAGAGGCGGUAACUAG